This is a messenger RNA of Drosophila kikkawai, 2054 nucleotides long. RefSeq names its product polyA-binding protein interacting protein 2 (gene Paip2). The record is from RefSeq and is a predicted model, not a curated record. Gene Ontology annotation, biological process: negative regulation of translational initiation. Lineage: Eukaryota; Metazoa; Arthropoda; Insecta; Diptera; Drosophilidae. Gene Ontology annotation, molecular function: mRNA regulatory element binding translation repressor activity. Gene Ontology annotation, cellular component: cytoplasm.
UCAUUUCAAUUCGUUUGCUUGACGUUCACAGUAUCCGCUUAGCACAUAGGACUCUCGAAUAACUUUCGCAAUAGAUAAAUCCAAAUUCUCCGUGUGGUUUCUCCCCGAAUGCACUAAAUUGGCCUGUGUUUUCACAUUUUUAUGACGUUAAAAUUCUCAGUGCAAGACAAAAACUACCAUUAGCAACGAAAAGCAACACAGAAAAUCAUCACCACCAAUAAGCAAAUAGGCAUCAACAACAAGUCGCUUCAAAAUACUAACUGGAAAUCGGACAAACUUCUCUCGACGAUAUUGGCAAAAUGUUGUUAAAAGUGCCAUCUGUGGACUGGACGGAUCAAAUCAUCUACGUGGUGGACGACGACGAGUCGCUGUCAGAUUUCGACGAUGAGCCAGAUUUCUCGGAAUACAUGUGGAUGGAGAACGAGGAGGAGUUUGACAAGAAUGAGCUGCAGCGGCUGGAAGAGGAGGAGAUCAUGCAGGAGUGUUUCGAGGCCAUGAUCGAGGAUGAGCUGGAAGAACAGAUCAACGAAUGGGAGAAGGCCAAAACGGAAGAACAGAACACAGCUCUUUCCGCACUGCCCAAAAGUCAGUGUAAUGUGGAAAAGUCUGUUCUGAACCCCAUGGCCGAUGAGUUUAUUCCACGAAGUCAUAUUAUGGAGUUCCCUGCCUCAUAAAGCCAGCUCAUUCUCAUCCCCUGCCCGCCUGCCACAGAAUCACAAACCAUCCCGCCCCAUAACACGUGGACCUCAUACGCGAAAAUCCUAAGAAAAACUGAAGAAAUCAAGUUCCACUAAUGAGAUUGAGAUUGAAAUAUCCUGACCAAGUUGAGACACAAUACACGGUUAUCUAAUUUCUAGAUACGAAAAGAAAAAGCUGGAUAAAAACUCAACUCAAGUGCUGGCCGAAAUGCAAACGAAUCGUAUUUUACAAAAAACCAUUAUAAAAACGACAAAAUAUCAAACGGAAAUAUAUACAAAAAAAAAAAAAACAAAAAGUUUAAACGAGGGAAACCAACAAAAAAAAAAUAAUACAAACUAAGAACAGACAAAUAACAAUUAACAACUAUGCCACGUACAUCAACCAGUACAUCGUAAUUAGAGUUAAAACACCAAUUGUAUGCCGAGGAACGCGGAGCCGGAGCCCCUGAAAUUCCAAAACCAAACGCAAAAUGUUACCGAAACAAAUGCAGACGCAGGCGCUUGCUGAAGCUAGUGAAAGAAUACUUUGGUAUUAACGUACAAAACGAAAACAAAUGACUUUUUACAUGCGAUUUCUAUCGAACUAUAAACUAUAACUGCAACUAAACUAAGCCAAUUUUCCAGCUAAAGCAACAAACAAGACUCGAGAUUGUGUUAGAAAAGCGAGAAACGAACAGAAUGUUAAAUUGAAAUUGUAUUCAAAGACUUUAAUUGUAAUUUAAAUCGUAUUUAAUUUAGCGUCGUCCCGCCCCACUGUCUACACUCGUUUUAAGUUGACCUUCCUUGGAAUAGUGCUUUUCCUUUUCCUUUUUUUGUAUUUUAAAUAAUUUUGCACCAUUGUUAACUCGUUGUACGUUCUACGCCUAAGUAACAAGAAGCGCUAGUUGACUAACACCAUACCCCCUUCUGACUCUCGCAAUACUCGUAAUUUACAAUUAUAAUUUAGACUACCAAACCGAAUUGAGAUACUAAUGUUCAACGUCUCCCUAUACAAAACAAAGAGCAUGCAAAAAGAUGUACAUUUAGUAUUAAUUACAAACUUAACGAAAGGAAACACCAAUUCUGCAAUAACUUGUUAGUCUCUAAUUUUAAGCGAAAAUAAACUUAUUCGUUUGGAAUGCACAAAGGCCUCCAUUAACCCGAUUUUGUUAACGUUUAAAAUUCCAAAAUUCGGCACAUGUAGACAAAGAUUAAUAAUAUUUUUUGCAAUCAGCUUAGAUUUAGUAACUUAAGACAGCAUUAAAAGAUCUACUACAUUACUUACGUUACGUGUGAUAUAAAGAUAAAAACAAACAAAAAAAAAAUAUCAAAAACGAUUUUAAAAAUCUCAAUAAAAAGGAGUAUUAUAGCAUAAAA